Messenger RNA from Pleuronectes platessa (European plaice), 1867 nucleotides. Its product is annotated as odorant receptor 131-2. Gene Ontology annotation, cellular component: membrane. Gene Ontology annotation, biological process: G protein-coupled receptor signaling pathway. The coding region runs from base 353 to 1285 and encodes 310 amino acids. The transcript has 4 exons. NCBI's taxonomy places the organism in Eukaryota, Metazoa, Chordata, Actinopteri, Pleuronectiformes, Pleuronectidae. Gene Ontology annotation, molecular function: G protein-coupled receptor activity. The record is from RefSeq and is a predicted model, not a curated record.
UACGUGAAGGCUGCAGAACCCGAUGGGUUGGUUGUUUGGCCAACACUCGCCAUCAGGGUCACAAUCAGAAACUCUCUUUGGUUUGACUCUCAUGCAUAAAAUUUUCACAAACUGCAACGAGUUUGGCCCAGCUCACAUGGAAGUGUCCGCUCAGCAGAAUCCUCUCAGCGCCAGCGAUCGAUACAAGAGCCGCCCCCAUGACAGCUGGAAACGGCUCAGAGCGAGUCCUCUCUACAGAGGCCACCAUGUUUUUUACAGUAGCCCAGAAUGGACAAACUUCACACCUUUUGAGUUUUUAUGACAACUGAAGCUACCACAGGUUUACGUUUGGAAGUGGAGGGUGAGCUGCAAAAUGCAGAAUCUAACUGAACUUCCAACCAACGCAACCUCCCACAGGAGCCUGUCUGUGAUCAUCAAGGUGUGUGUGGUCAUCCCCUUCUUCUGCGUCUUCCUGUUCUGCAUCGCUGUCAUGCUGCACAUCUUUGCGUCCCACAGGCAGUUCAUGGACACGUCCCGCUACAUCCUGUUCGCCACCAUGCUGGUCAACGACACUGUCCAGCUCACGACCUCUGUGCUGCUCUUUCUCUUUAUCAUGGGUCGGGUGAACUUUGCUCUGGUAUACUGUGUUCCCCUGCUCUUUAUAGCCACCGCCACCUUCCAGAACACCCCCUUAAUCCUGGCCACCAUGUCACUGGAGCGUUACAUUGCCAUCGUCUACCCCCUGCGACGCCCGGCCUCCUGGCGCUCAGACCGUAUAUGGAUCAUUAUUCUGUCUCUCUGGUUCAUCAGCUGCAUCUUCCCUGUCAUUGACUAUUUCAUCGGAAAACAUGAUCCUUCUGUGGAUGUCCUCUCCACCCCUGUGAUUUGCAAAACUAUUGUUGUUAACCCGUCUCCGAUCCAGACUCUGUUCAAAGCUGCUGUCAGUUUGCUCUUCUUUGCAGUGGUCGCCGUCAUCAUCCUCUUUACAUAUGUGAGAAUCCUGCUGGAGACCAGGAAGCUGAGACAGGACAGAGUGUCUGUGAGCAAAGCCAUGCACACGGUGCUGCUGCACGGCUUCCAGCUGCUGCUGUGCAUGCUGGCCUUCACCCAUCCCAUUACUGAGUCUGUCAUAGUGCUGCACGCCAACUGGCCUCCAGAAGAUAUCUCCUUUUUUAAUUACUUCUGUUUCGUCCUAAUCCCACGUUUUCUGAGUCCGCUCAUCUACGGCUUCAGAGACCAGAGUCUCAGGGGCUACAUCGGGAAAACGUUCCUCUGCUGCUCAAAGAAAGUCCAACCCUGCUCGUAGAAUUAAGUAAGAUUAAAGACAGGAGUCAGGAGCCUAUGUGAACAUUGGAGCAGGUUCAUAUUCUUACUUUUCACAACCAAUGGCCUUUAAGAGACGCUUCCUAUUGCACUUCCCUUGUAAGUAAUGGUGACAAGACACAAAGUCCUUAUUCUUCUGGGUAAAUGUAAAUGCCAUGUGUAUCUGGUAUUUUAUUAUGAAAUUCAAAAACUAAAUGAAUUUCUUUCCUCCAAAAAGGCCUUAAAGGGGAUUGAAAAAGUCUCCGACAGUAAUUUUGUUUAUGAAACAUCAUUGUAUCUUAAUGAAACAGUUGAAUGUGCUGCAGAAGACUUAUCAAUCUCUUUUUGUUUUUGUCAGUCAGCAGUAUCAGAUCUGCAGCAAACACUGUCACUGCUGCUGCUUUAUGGCGCUCAUUAUCUCAUGAUGGAAAAUGUAAGAAGAAGAUGAAAAUAAAUUGCAUUGCUUGAUUCAUCGCCCAUUUCAUAAAACAUAUCUGGAUCCACUGAAUGAUUAUUAUCAGUGGAAAUGUCUGUUAUAUGAGUCCAUGUGAUAUGAAUUAAAAGAUUAUAAGUCCUAUUGUCCCAA